AUGAAAUAUUCGUGGAAUCAACACGUUGUUCCGUUCGUAGUUGCCUCAAUAAAAGAUUUAUUAAACAUUGCCCAAUUCAACUUGAGGUUUCGUCAAGAGUUUAUUAAAUCGCCUGACCUUAAAACCAUUUACAUACCAGCUUACAAAGGAGCAGCAAUUAAGGAACAGCAAAUGAAGAGAACGAUCGGUCUUCGGUGA
Molecule: messenger RNA, 198 nt
Organism: Clunio marinus
Lineage: Eukaryota; Metazoa; Arthropoda; Insecta; Diptera; Chironomidae
Source: the annotation of a GenBank genome assembly